Molecule: messenger RNA, 2941 nt
Organism: Papaver somniferum (opium poppy)
Lineage: Eukaryota; Viridiplantae; Streptophyta; Magnoliopsida; Ranunculales; Papaveraceae
Product: G-type lectin S-receptor-like serine/threonine-protein kinase At4g27290
Exons: 10
Coding region: 41-2941 (966 amino acids)
Biological process (GO): protein phosphorylation; recognition of pollen
Molecular function (GO): protein kinase activity; ATP binding
Source: RefSeq, a predicted model, not a curated record
UUCUUCCAUUGUUUUUCACGUUUCUCAAUUGAGACAGUCAAUGGCUCGAAGAAACCUCUUAGUUGCAUUAGUUUCCUUUCUGUUAAUCCUUAAUGUUGCAGGGGUAUUCUCGGCGACAUUUGCUGUGAUAAACAAGUGUAGGCAAACAGUAUGGCCAGGAAUACUAUCAACUGCUAUAUCUUCUCUUAACACAACAGGAUUUCCAUUACAGAAAGAUGAAUCUAGAAUUAUAACCGUUCCGUCGUCAUGGUCAGGUCGGUUUUGGGGUAGAACCAAUUGCAGCCAAAACUCAACCGGGUAUUUUUCUUGCAUAUCAGGUGAUUGUGGUUCAGGAAAAGUUGAAUGUUCAGGACGAUCUGGAAAACCACCAACCACACUAGCUGAAUUCGCAUUAAACACACCUCCGGGGAUUGAUUUCUUCGAAGUUAGACUCAUAGACGGUUUAAAUUUGCCGAUGUUGGUGGUUCCGGAAGGUGGAAAAAGGGGGAAUUGUAUAACGACCAGUUUCACCUGUACAUCUGCGAAUUACGUUAUCACUUUCUGCCCUCCAUUAACCACCAUUAAUAAUGGCCAAAUCCCAGAGGCAGUAGCAGCUAAUACCAUCUCUGCCGGUGAAACUCUAAGCCCUCUUCAAACAAUAACAUCCAAAGAUGGCAGCUUCAAGAUGGGUUUAUUCACACCAGGUAUUUAUAAUUACUACAUUGGUAUCUGGUAUAGCAUUGACACGGUCUCGGUCCAAACAGUAGUUUGGGUUGCUAAUAGAGAUAAACCCAUUAAAGAUCCAACAUCUUCAGAAUUUAAACUCUUAGAAAACGGUAAUCUAGUUCUCUACGACGCAUCCAAAUCCUUAAUCUGGUCUACUAAUUCAGCUUUAAGUGCUUCAAAUACAACUGAAGCAGUUUUAGGUGAUGAUGGGAAUCUUGUUAUCAGAGAUUCGUCUAGUCCGUCUGUUGUGUAUUGGCAGAGUUUUGAUCAUCCAACUCAUAUUUGGUUACCUGGUGCAAAAAUUGGGCUAAAUAAGAAAACUAAUGAAACUCAGGUACUUACUUCAUGGAGAAGUCCAUAUGAUCCAGCUCCGGGAAUUUUCAGCCUGGAGUUGGACCCAACUGGAAUCAGUCAGUAUCUUAUAAAAUGGAACAAGUCCAAAGUGUAUUUGACAAGUGGGGAGUGGAGUGAAGAAGCAAAAAACUUUCCUUUUGUUCCAGAGAUGGGAUCAAAUGACAUUUACAAUUUUAGCUACAUUUCAAAUGAAGAUGAGAGUUACUUUACUUAUAAUCUUAUUAAUAGUUCAAUCCUUGCGAGAUUUGUAUUGGAUGUGUCUGGCCAAAUCAAGCAGUAUACUUUGAGGAAUUUGGUUUGGUCUCAGCCGAAACAAUUUUGUGAUGUUCAUGGUAUCUGUGGACCUUUUGGCAACUGUAACCAGGAUACAUUGAAGUGUGAGUGUUUGCCUGGUUUCGUUGAACGAUAUCCUUCAGAUUGGAAUUUUACGGAUUCAACUGGUGGGUGUAUUAGGAAUUCGUCUUGGGAAUGUGGCCUUCGAAAUGGUUUUUCACCCAUUCCAAUUUCGAAAUUGCCGGAGGAUCCCCAGUCUCGAGAAGUCAAUAGCGCGGAAAGCUGCAAUUCAGCUUGCCAGAAAACAUAUGUCAGAGCAGGGAAUCUCUAUCUCAGACGUGCAGAUUCUGAAAUUCAAACCAAAGAUUUUACAGUCGGAACCAGAAAGGUGGUAAUUUGGAAGAUCGUUGUACCUGUAAUAAUCUCUUUUGCAGCAAUUACAAUGGGCGCAUUAGGAUAUAUGUAUCUGCGCAAGAGGAAUAAGGUUAAUGUAAUAGGAAUAUUAAAAGGACUCCGAGGGAUGUUGAAAGAUCUGUUAAAAACCAAGGCUACCAAGAACAACACUCCAAUUACAAACAUGCUUAAUGGUUUUAAAACUGAAGGAGAAGAACAGGAAUUACAAAUGUUUAACCUUGCUUGUUUAGUCAUUGCUACAAACAACUUCUGCUUGAACAAUAAAUUGGGACAAGGGGGUUUUGGGCCAGUUUAUAAGGGUAAAUUACCAAACGGGCAGCAAAUAGCAGUGAAAAGAUUGUCUAAAAGCUCUGGGCAGGGUAUUCAAGAGUUCAAAAAUGAGGUAGUAUUGAUCUCCAAACUUCAACAUCGCAACCUUGUGAAGCUGCUUGGUUGCUGCGUCGAAGGAGAAGAGAACAUGUUAAUAUAUGAGUACAUGCCCAACAAAAGCAUGGAUGCAUUUCUAUUCGAUCCAGGGAACAAAGCAUGCCUUGAUUGGGAUAAACGGUUCAGUAUUAUUGGAGGGAUUGCUCGUGGGCUUCUUUACCUUCAUCGUGAUUCUCGAUUAAGAGUUAUUCAUAGAGAUCUCAAAGUCAGUAACAUCUUAUUGGAUGAAGACAUGAUCCCAAAAAUUUCAGACUUUGGAAUGGCACGAAUAUUCGGCGGGAACCAAACUAUGGAUAAUACUAGCCGGGUAGUUGGUACAAUGGGUUAUAUGGCUCCGGAGUAUAUGAUUGGGGGGAUAUUCUCGGAGAAGUCUCACGUUUUUAGUUUUGGAGUGCUAGUACUAGAAGUUGUGAGCGGGAAGAGAAAUAACAGCUUCUACAAUCCUGAGCAGCCUUUAAAUCUUCUACUUCAUGCUUGGAGACUUUGGAAUGAAGGCAAAUGGUCAGAGAUUGUCGAUAAGGAUUUAGGUGAUCUGUAUUCUCCAUCUGAAGUGAUCAAAUGCAUACACAUUGGGCUGUUGUGUUGUCAGAAUAGAGUUGUAGAUAGGCCAACCAUGGCUGAAGUUGAUUUCAUGCUUAACUAUGAAACUGAUCGUCCAUCUCCGAAAGAACCUCCCUAUAGUUUCCCAGCAUCAUCAGAUGAUCCUGGUAUUCCACCAAUUCAGUGCUCAAAUAACCAUGUCACCUUGACCACGGUUAAAGGCCGAUAG